AUGGCUGGAGGAAGGAAUGACAUAAUUGUGACAAAAUUCAUCCUCCUGGGAUUUUCAGAUCAUCCACAAAUGAAGGUUUUCCUUUUUGUGUUAUUUCUGGGGAUUUACAUCCUGACCCUAGCCUGGAACCUGAGCCUCAUUGCCCUCAUCAGGAUGGACUUCCACCUACACAUGCCCAUGUACUUCUUUCUCAGUAACGUGUCCUUCUUAGACAUUGGUUAUGUGUCCUCCACAGCCCCCAAAAUGCUCUCUUACAUCAUCACAGAGCAGAAAACCAUUUCCUUUGUUGGCUGUGCCAUGCAGUACUUUUUUUUCCAUGGAACUGGGCUGACUGAGUACUUUCUUUUGGCAGCCAUGGCAUAUGACUGGCAUGCUGCAGUUUGCAACACUUUGCUCUACACAGCCCUCGUAUCCAUUAUGCUUUGUUUAAAGAUGGUGGCUGGGGCCUAUUCAGGUGGAUUACAAUUCUUGGAAACAUACUUAAUCUAUCGGCAUGAUUUCUGUGGACAUAUGAUCAACCACUUCUUCUGUGACCUUUGUUCCAUUCUAUUUCUGUCCUGCUCAGAUACCUUCAUCACUCAGUUGGUGAUCUUCCUUGUAGCUGUUCUUGUUGGAGUGGUAUCUGCCCUUGUGAUCCUCCUCUCUUAUGGCUACAUUGUUGCUACUGUCCUGAAUAUCAGCUCAGCCAAAUGUAGGAGCAAGUCCUUCAGUACCUGUGCCUGCCAUCUGACAGCUGUAACCCUCUUCUAUGUUUCUGGUCUCUUCAGGUACAUGCAAUCUAGUUCCAGCUACUCCCUGGACCAAGACAAGGUGGUGUCUGUAUUCUAUGCUCUGGUGAUCCCUAUGUUAAAUCCCAUCAUCUACAGUCUUAGAAAUAAGGAGAUACAAAAUGCCAUGAGGAUAGUCAUGGAAAGGGAUUAUGUACUUUCUCUUGGGCAUUGA
Messenger RNA from Phacochoerus africanus (Common warthog), 942 nucleotides. Its product is annotated as olfactory receptor 5A2-like. Gene Ontology annotation, biological process: G protein-coupled receptor signaling pathway; sensory perception of smell. Gene Ontology annotation, cellular component: membrane. The record is from RefSeq and is a predicted model, not a curated record. NCBI's taxonomy places the organism in Eukaryota, Metazoa, Chordata, Mammalia, Artiodactyla, Suidae. Gene Ontology annotation, molecular function: olfactory receptor activity; G protein-coupled receptor activity; odorant binding.